AUGUCCUUGAGAAAUUUCACCUUCAAAGAUCACUUUAAGAUGGGCAUUAGAAGUUUACAAGACAUCUACAAGAAAUCUCCAGAAAAUUUGUUUCUGCCCCAAGCUCUAACCCACCAUCAGAUGUUCCACAUGUGUCUGGGCAUAGCAUACGGACUGCUGUAUCUCCAUACUGGUGUGUACGGUACCCGUGGCAAACAAGCAAUUGCUCACCGUAAUAUUAAAUCCAAGAACGUGUUGAUGAAAGCAAACGGUACAUGCGUCAUUGCUGAUCUCAGUCUUGCUGUCACUCAGGAGAAACUCACGGAGAAACUUGAUCUCAAACCGGGCUCCAGGCGCUACAUGAGCCCCGAAGUGCUGGAACAGACGAUUGAUCCUGAGUGCCUUGAAAGUUUCCGUCACGCUGAUAUUUAUAGCCUUGGACUGGUAUUCUGGGAAAUAUGUCGAAGAUGCAUGAGUAACGGCGUUGCCUUCGAUUAUGCCGCUCCGUACUCUGAAUGGCUUGCAAGCGGAAAUCAAGAACCAACGCUAGAGGAUAUGAGAAAAAUUGUGGUUGUCGACCAGCGCCGACCACCGAUACCUAAUCGCUGGCACUCUGAUCCAUCUUUAACUGGUAUGGGGUCAAUGAUGAAAGAGUGCUGGCACACAAAACCUGACGCUCGCCUUCCUAUUCUCCGAAUAAAAAAGACUCUCGUCAAGUUAGCCUCCAACAAUCCAGAUGUGCGUCUAUCUCUAGAUUAAUGAUCCUACUGCUUUUAAUAAUGUUCCAGAAAGCACAACUAUCUGCCGGAUGACUGCUGAUUGAGAAAAAAAUUUUAAUAAUUAUUUAAAAUAACUUUUAAUUAAAUUAAAAUUAAAAAAAAAUGUUUGCAAGAUUACGGAACGAACUAGAAUGCACUUGUGAUUUUUACAGAAAGUUGAUAAACCACUAAAAAAGUUUUUAUAUAAAUUAUUUUGAACAAACCAGAAGUCAGUUUCACAACAAAUCAUACGAUGCAAUUGCAUCACUUUGCAAGUAGUUCAACUACAGCAGCGAUAGUUUUCAAUAUUGCCUUAUUUAUUUAGACAAGUUAAUACUUGUAUUUUACAAUGUACGCUAAUUAAAUUUUUGGAAUUUUUAAGUAAACUAAUAAACUGAUAACUUAUAAAA
Messenger RNA from Copidosoma floridanum, 1147 nucleotides. It is a transcript of the gene sax, whose product is annotated as type I BMP receptor saxophone. Gene Ontology annotation, biological process: cellular response to growth factor stimulus; protein phosphorylation; cell surface receptor protein serine/threonine kinase signaling pathway. Gene Ontology annotation, cellular component: plasma membrane; BMP receptor complex. Lineage: Eukaryota; Metazoa; Arthropoda; Insecta; Hymenoptera; Encyrtidae. Gene Ontology annotation, molecular function: metal ion binding; transmembrane receptor protein serine/threonine kinase activity; ATP binding. The record is from RefSeq and is a predicted model, not a curated record.